Daucus carota subsp. sativus is the source of this 3394-nucleotide messenger RNA. Its product is annotated as probable transcriptional regulator SLK2. Lineage: Eukaryota; Viridiplantae; Streptophyta; Magnoliopsida; Apiales; Apiaceae. Gene Ontology annotation, cellular component: transcription regulator complex; nucleus. Gene Ontology annotation, biological process: negative regulation of transcription by RNA polymerase II; positive regulation of transcription by RNA polymerase II. The transcript is spliced from 9 exons. Bases 616 to 3129 code for a protein of 837 amino acids. The record is from RefSeq and is a predicted model, not a curated record.
AAGGUCUCCACUGUUUCCAUCGCUUUUAACUUUCUCUAGGGUUUAUUAUUCUUUUGUUUUUUAAUUUUUUGUUUUUUUUUAUUGUUUUGUUGUAUGUUGUUGUUUGUUUGUUUUGUUUUGUGAUAAUAAUUGUUGAUGAUUACUUGAUUUUACUGCUCAUAUUAUUGAUGGGGGAUUCUUUGAUUUUGAUUUUGUUUCUUGUUUUAGCAAUAAUUAUGUAAUGGCGGUGUUGAUUUUUGGUGUGGAAAGUUAGGGUUUUGAUUUGGGGGAGAAAUUAGGGGUUGUGGGUCUGAUUGUAUAUUGUGUUCAAUUGUUGAAGUUUUGAUUUUAAUUUGAUUUAGUUGCUAAGUUUUGCUGCUGUGGUUUUAUGGAUUAUUAUUUAUCUGCUGUUAAUUUUGUGGUUUACUAGUUCAAGAAUGAUAAUCGUUUUGCUCCUUCCGUGUUGAAGGUUGAAUUAGGGAGUUUGGUAAGCAGGGCUUAUCUUGCACGGAUCGUAGCUAUCGAGAUUUUAAUCUAUUUGGGAGAUUGUGUUGGAAUUGAUUAUUGGUUUUGAAAGAAGAAAGGGUAGGCUUGGAUUGUUACUUGGAUACUAGCCACCAGGGAGCGGGACAUCCAAUGGUACCUUCUCGGGUGGGUGGAGGGAUGGUGAAUUCAUCUGCCACGUCUGGUAUCUUUUUCCAGGGGGAUCGACAGUCUCAUGGAGUGGGAAAUUCGCACUUGAGCUCUUCUUUUGGAAACUCGUAUGGUUCAAUUCCUGGGAGUUUCCGUUCUAAUAUAGGGCCAAGUUCUGGAGAUGUAGGUACCACGAUAUUAAACAGUGUACCCACCUCUGGGCCUAGUGUUGGGGCUAGCUCAUUGGUGACUGAUGCAAACUCGGGACUUUCUGGGGGCCCUCAUUUACAGAGAAGUGCUAGCAUCAAUACAGAUUCAUACAUGCGAUUACCAGCUUCGCCUAUGUCAUUCUCAUCAAAUAACAUAAGCAUUUCGGGAUCAUCAGUAAUGGAUGGGUCCUCUGUAGUGCAGCAGAGCUCUACUAAAGAACCUAAUUGCUACCAGAGUCAACAGCACCAAGGUGCAUCUAGUGCCACAUCAUUUCCUGCAGCUCUAGGUGGUCAAGUUUCACUUCCGUCUGGUCCAAGAGUUACUGGAUCUUUUAUUCAGGAUACCACCAAUACUUCUCAUUUGCAGAAGAAACCUCGACUGGAUAUUAAGCAGGAAGACAUCCAGCCACAACAGGCUAUACAACAGAUGCUGCAAAGACAAGAUUCUAUGCCAGCUUUCUUUCAGCAGCAGCAGCGACUUAGGCAGCAGCAGCAGCAACAGCAGUUGCUGCAGGCUAUGCCACAAGUGCAACGAGCCCAUUUGUUGCAGCAGCAGCAACAACAACAGCAGCAGCAGCAGCAGCAGCAGAAGAUGAGACAGCAGCUUCAACAUGGGGUACAGCCUACUUCUGGUGUAAAGCGACCCUAUGAUGGCGGUGUUUGUUCCCGCCGACUAAUGCAGUACCUAUAUCAUCAGAGGCGGCCAGCUGACAAUGCUUUUGCCUAUUGGAGGAAAUUUGUGGCCGAGUACUAUUCUCCACGUGCAAAGAAAAGAUGGUGCUUGUCGUUGUAUGAUAAUGUUGGGGUUCACUCUUUGGGCGUAUUCCCCCAGGCAGCCAUGGAUGCUUGGCAAUGUGAUAUCUGUGGUUCAAAAUCAGGAAGGGGAUUUGAGGCAACUUAUGAAGUGCUUCCUAGACUGAAUGAAAUUAAAUUUGGCAGCGGAGUCAUUGAUGAGCUUUUGUAUUUGGACUUACCCCGUGAGUGUAGAUUUCCUUCUGGAAUAAUGAUGCUGGAAUAUGGAAAAGCGGUUCAAGAAACUGUGUAUGAGCAACUUCGGGUGGUUCGUGAGGGUCAGCUGCGUGUGAUUUUUACUGCGGACUUGAAGAUACUGUCUUGGGAAUUUUGUGCACGGCGCCAUGAAGAACUUCUUCCCCGUAGGUUGGUUGCACCACAGGUGAAUCAGCUGUUACAGAUUGCACAGAAAUGCCAAAGUACAAUAACAGAGAGUGGACAAGAUGGGAUUCCUCAGCAGGAUUUGCAGAACAACAGCAAUAUGGUGGUGACAGCUGGCCGGCAACUUGCAAAGAGUUUGGAGUUGCAGUCCCUAAAUGAUCUGGGAUUUUCCAAAAGAUAUGUGCGGUGCUUACAGAUAUCUGAGGUUUUUAACAGCAUGAAAGAUCUUAUGGAUUUCUGCAAAGACCGGAAAGAUGGACCCAUUGAGUGUCUAAAAAAGUUUCCUCGACUUACCAAUCCUGCCAAGGUUCAGUUGCAAAAGAUGCAGGAGUUGGAACAGCUGGCAAGUGUUCAGGGUCUUCCAACUGACCGUGGAACCCUCAACAGGCUAGUAGCACAAAAUGCUGGACUAAAUAAUCAGAUCAACAGUAGUAAUCAAAUGGUCGGGCGAGCAGCCUUAAGUGGGUCUCCUCGUGCUUCCCUGGCUGUUUCAAACUACCAGAAUAUGUUGAUGAGACAAAACUCAUUUAACUCGAAUUCUAAUUCACUUCAACAUGAGCCACCUGCUUUUAACAAUUCUAACCAGAAGCCAUCCUCGCCGUUUCAAGGGUCUGCUUCUCAACUGCCUGGAACCAUGCAAAAUUUACCAGCCGGUGGAUUCUCAAGUUCUAAUGUCCUGCAACCUUUGCAGCGUUCUCCUAAUGUUAGUGGCAUUCUGCAACAGAACCAUCCGCAAUCAUCCCACGGCAGCCAAUCUUUGCAGCAGCAAAUGAUCCAGAGGCUGCUACAUGAUAUCAACAGCAACAGCAAUACAUGCAGUGCUGAUGUUAAUGAGGGCAGAGAUUGUCUUGGAUCGGGAAGCAAAACAUAUGUAGGAACAGCAGCUCAGGGCAACAGAGCAGCUUCUAUUAAUGGACCCACUCCAACUAGAAGCAACAGUUUUAAGGGAAUUUCCAAUAGUGAUUCCUCCGCAGCUGCUGGUGGCAAUAAUGUAAGCAGCCAAAAAGCAUCUGAAUUACAACAAAACCUUCAGUUGUCAGACGAAUUGGCACAGGAUAUUGCUCGUGAAUUUUCAGAACAUGGUCUUUUUAGUGAUCUCGACGAAACUAUGGCUUAUGGUGGCUGGAAGGCAUGAUUUUAACUUGUGUAGCUCUGCUUAGACCAGCUUUCAUUUCUCCUUUGUACAUGUCUCAAGUUAUCAAGUUAAAUAGUCUAUGAAUUCUGUCAUUUGAACUAAAACACCUCAAGUUAAAAUGUCAUGAAGCUAGAAAUUAGAUAUGUUCAAUAGUUUUUAGUUUCCUAUUUCUUGUUGUGUUUACUGUUUCAAAACCCUCAAGUGUAAUUUUCUGAGAAAAACUAGUCUAGCUUGAAAUUUAUAUAUUAUUUAUUUAUGCGUCUGA